GUCGUGUCAUUCAGUGCAAAAUUUUCAUCAUCUUUGGUCGCAAUUCGGCUCGUUUCGAACGAAAUAAUCCGGAUUUUACGCGUUCAUUGGCAAUUAAUCGUCCGAAAAGGUGUCCCAAACCAUAAAUCGCACCCAUGACCACCAUGGAGCGUUCCGUUGUCAAUCCGGCAACACCCGUCGCCCGGCAGCCCAGUCUGGACGACAUGAAUCUGGACCAGUUCCUGAAGAUUUCCAACUACGAGGACACGGUCAAACAGCUGGAUAUUUACUAUGGGAUCGUUAAGCGGCAACUGUUGCAGUUCCAAAGUCCGAUUACCGGCUUGUUUCCGGUUUUGAGCACCGAUCGGGAAGUUGGAAGCAUCCGUGAUAGCGUUUACUGUGCCGCUUCGAUCUGGAGUUUGUAUCAAGCAUACAGGCGAAUCGAUGAUGACCGUGGCAAAUCGUACGAAUUAGGCCAAUCCGCAGUCAAGUGCAUGCGAGGAGUUUUGGAAUGCUGGAUCAAACAAGCCCACCGGGUGGAGAAGUUUAAAUCGCGUCAAUGCGCCAUCAAUGCACUGCACUGCAAGUUCCACCUGGACACCGGAGAGGAAAUCUACUCGGACGAAAAGUACAAUCACCUGCAGAUCGACGUGGUCUCAAUCUACCUCAUAUUCCUGGUGCAGAUGAUAUCGUCGGGACUGCAGAUCAUCUACACCCAGGACGAGGUGGCCUUCGUGCAGAACUUGGUUUACUACGUGGAGCGUGCCUACCGGACGCCGGACUACGGAAUGUGGGAGCGAGGUUCCAAGUACAACGAUGGAACGCCGGAAAUUCACGCCUCUUCGAUCGGAAUGGCCAAGUCGGCGCUGGAGGCCAUCAAUGGAUGCAAUCUGUUCGGCGAGAAGGGUGCCUCGUGGAGUGUUGUCUACGUAGACAUCGAUGCGCACAAUCGAAAUCGCAGUAUCUUCGAAACCAUGCUACCUCGGGAGUCCAGCUCGAAGGGAGUGGACGCCUCUUUAAUCCCUACGCUGUCAUUUCCGGCUUUUGCUUCGCACGAAGAUCGGCUGGUAGAUUUGACCAAGAACAAUGUGAUCAAACGGCUGCGUGGCAAGAAGGGUUUUAAGCGGUUUAGCCGCGAUGGGUACUUGUCACGGUUGGAGGACAAAACCAGACGAUACUACACUAAGGGAGAGAUUAAGGAUUUUGAAAACUUCGAGUGCGAAUGGCCGAUAUUCUAUACGUAUAUGAUCAUCGACGGGGUGUUCAAAAACAACUUGGAGCAGAUCGAGGAGUACCAGAUGGAGCUAAGGAAGUGCAUGCACUCGGAUUUGAAUGGAGACCCCGUGGUUUCCAUGUGCUACGCUCCGGAUGGCGAUGGCAUGUACACCCGUGCCUCGUCCCAUUCGCUGUUCCUUUGGGGUCAAUCGGUGUUCAUCAUCGCCCAGCUGCUGACGGCCGGCUUGCUGCACAUCAACGAACUGGACCCGAUCCGUCGCUAUCUGCCGUCCUACAAUCGUCCCCGGAAGGGUGGGCGUUAUUCCGCUUUUCAGGCUAAGCCAGGAAUUCGUACCAAAAUAGGAAGUGCCCUAGCAAUAAUGCACGAUGGUAAUGGGAAUAAUGGGCAUACAGCUUUGAAACGCAAUAGUGGGGGGAUGGCUGUGAUGGCGGCGACGACGACGACGACGAUGACGAAUACCACGAUGGGUGGUGGCCACCACCAUGGUUCCGGUUCCGGCUGUGGAGGCGGUAAAAGUGCCGGAGUGUGUAACGAUAGCGUCGAGGCUCAUGCGGUUGACCUGGGCAGCAGUCGUGACACGGAACCCGGCCAUUCGGAAGCGUCGGAAGUGAUCGAUAAGCAACGUGGUACGGCUACCGACUUGGUAGUGCAAAUUGUCCUGAUUGCCGAAUCCAUGCGUCUACAGGCAAUGAUGGCCACCUACGGUAUUCAGACCCAAACUCCUCACGAGGUUGAACCCGUGCAGAUCUGGUCCUCAACCCAGCUGAUAAACGUGUACCAACAGUUGGGAGUGAACGACAAAAUUGGUCUCACUGGACGACCUCCGCGUCCCGUCGGAUCUCUGGGAACCAGUAAGGUUUACCGUAUUUGCGGAAUGACCGUGUUGUGCUACCCGCUGAUCUUCGAAGUGUCAGACUUUUACCUAUACCGAGAUAUGGCGUUGCUGAUCGAUGACAUCAAAACUGAACUGCAGUUCGUGGGCAAGUAUUGGCGCCUGUCGGGAAGGCCCACGGUCUGUUUGUUGAUCCGAGAAGAGCAUAUGCGUGAUCCCCAGUUCAAGGAGAUGAUCGAUUUGCUUGCCAUGUUGAAGAAGGGCUAUUGCGACGGAAUGAAGGUUCGCAUCGGUCGUCUGCAGAAUCUCAUCUCAAGCUCCUGUAUCGAACAUUUGGACUUCAUGUCCCAAUCGGAUCUUCCCGAUGCAACUGAGAGUGCGUUUGCACAGAUCCACCAUGACUACAUCGGGUAUCAGAGCUUGACGGAUGUUCCUCGGGCUCAGUCCUAUCGCGAGAAGAAGAUUAUUGCUCACGAUUAUCAGAACCGAUCGACCCCGGAUAUCAUUGAAGCGUUGAGAAAUACCGAAUCUAUCUUCUUGCAGUGUCAACUCCUCGGAAUAAUUUUGCUUCGUGAAGGUGCUAACUACGAGAUUACCGGAGAUACAGUUCAUGCUCGUCUAACUGACCUAUAUUAUCGCGCUGGUACGCUUCGUUACUGGCGAGCUGUUCGCUAUUGUAGUUCCUUGCUUCGACACAUCGUCGACUCCAUUUCACCUUUCAUCACUACCGUGCUGGUAAACGGAAAGCAAAUUACGGUGGGCGUAAUCGGACAGCGGGAAACAGUGUUCGACAAACCAAUGACUCCGUCGGAGAUCCAGAACGUGAUGUAUUCCACGGUGCAACCAUACGAUGUGAUCCACGCUGUACUGCAGCAAGAAGUGGUGCUCUACUGUGGUCGUUUGAUCGCUACCAAUCCGGAUAUUUUCAAGGGUAUUCUUAAGAUCCGUGUCGGCUGGGUGCUGGAAGCUAUGAAGCUAUACCUAACCAUGACGGGCGAUGAAGAUGCAGAUAUUGAAAAUCUGUCGCCGUUCUCGAUCCGGAAACUGCUGCUGCGGGUUUUGACCGUUAGUUUGUGGGCAGCUGAUGAUAGUUUCAGCGCAUUGCAACGCCGUCAACUGGAGGGCUGUCUCUUCCGCGUCCCGCCAUCGCUGUACAAUCACGUAUGGGAUGUCCUCGAGCGAACACCUCUCGGUAUCACCGUUCAAGGCCACCAACUUCCCGCUUUGGCCACUCUGACCAACAAAAGCCGUAGCGAGUUCUCGUUCGCUCUGCAGGUGGAGGAGAUGUUGAACAAAAUCAAUCAACCGGAAAGGCGUCAGAUUGUGGUCGAGCUGUUGGUCAUCGUGGCCACCAUUCUGCGGCGGAACCCAGAGCUGCGGUUCAACCAGAUUUUGGACUUGGACUUACUGUUGGAGGAUUCGUUCAGCAUGUACUGCAAGGACAACGAUUUGCCGCUGACCAAGGACAUUUCGCCGCUGUUUUCGCUGUCUCAGAAUCAGACCACCGGCUAUUUGGCCCGGGCAGCGGUCAACAGUGUGCUGCAGAGGUGCGCCCUCGCUACGGAGGACUUUGCCGAGGACGUUGAAGACCACUGCCGGAUGCAGUAGGGUAGCGACAUUCAACUCUUAUUCUUAUGUUUUACAAUCAGGUGCUUUGCGGCACAUCUCCUUGUGUUAGCCGGAUUUCAGUUAAAAAUUAUACACGGAUUUUAGUGUUUUGUUGUUAGUCGAUUAAGCUAUGCUACUUUUGUAGAAUUGUAGUGGAAAUUGUUCGAUUAAAUUCCAAAGACUUUUUAUGAACAUUUUUCGAACCCUGAUUUGGCCAUGUGUACAUCAUAUUUUAUACCAAGUAGAGAUUUAAGCUUUUAAGAUUUAGGAUUAUAAUAUUGUUAGGCCGGAAAAGUAAGCCUAGAUGCCAGUAAAACUGUUUUCAAUCGCAAUGAUAAUUAAUAAAAAAGUAUAUUGGAACAAAUUAAAAGUGUUUUGAUGUGUCCUUAUCCGAUGAUCCAUUUAUC
Aedes albopictus (Asian tiger mosquito) is the source of this 4063-nucleotide messenger RNA. RefSeq names its product probable phosphorylase b kinase regulatory subunit beta. Gene Ontology annotation, cellular component: phosphorylase kinase complex. Gene Ontology annotation, molecular function: calmodulin binding. NCBI's taxonomy places the organism in Eukaryota, Metazoa, Arthropoda, Insecta, Diptera, Culicidae. The record is from RefSeq and is a predicted model, not a curated record. The transcript is spliced from 12 exons. The coding region runs from base 135 to 3656 and encodes 1173 amino acids. Gene Ontology annotation, biological process: glycogen metabolic process.